Messenger RNA from Bombyx mandarina (wild silkworm), 1094 nucleotides. It is a transcript of the gene Mettl2, whose product is annotated as methyltransferase-like protein. The record is from RefSeq and is a predicted model, not a curated record. Gene Ontology annotation, molecular function: tRNA (cytidine-N3)-methyltransferase activity. Lineage: Eukaryota; Metazoa; Arthropoda; Insecta; Lepidoptera; Bombycidae.
UAUCCUAAUAUUUUGUUAUUAAGAAUUAGUCGAGUACGUACGAUACUAAUAUUUUAAUUCCAUAAAUCCGCUACAGUAUUAAACCUAAAGCAUUUAAAAUUAAAAAAAAUCAAUGGAUGAUAAUUCUGAUAAAAGACCUCAAUUUGGGAAUAGAUAUCUGGAAAAUGCUGAAGAAGUGUUUAAACACAAUUCGUGGGAUAAUGUGGAAUGGGAUGAAGACCAAGAGAAAAAAGCACAAGAGAAGGUUAGAAAUAAUUCACAAGUAACAUUCACAGAUGAACUUUUAAAGUCCUUAGAAGAAGAUGCUGAUAAACACUGGGAUGCAUUCUAUGAUAUACACCAAAACAGAUUCUUCAAAGACCGGCAUUGGCUUUUCACUGAAUUUCCUGAGUUAGCACCUGACAAUACAUCUGCACCAGUACGAGUGUUUUCAGAAACUGCAAACCAUGGAAACAAACAAAACACAACUUUCAGUUCUACUAAUGAUACAAUUCGUAACAUAUUUGAAAUAGGUUGUGGUGUUGGAAACACAAUUUUCCCAAUACUGCAAUACAGUCAAGAUCCAAAAUUAUUUGUAUAUGGCUGUGAUUUCUCAUCUAAAGCUAUUGAAAUAAUGAAACAAAAUGAGCUUUACAAUACAGAUAGAUGUAAAGUAUUUGUAUUGGAUGCAACAGAGGCUGACUGGAAUGUACCUUUCAAGGAGAAUUCAAUAGAUAUUGUGGUGUUGAUAUUUGUAUUGUCUGCUAUUGACCCCCAAAAGAUGCCUCAAGUAAUCAAGAAUACAUUCAAAUAUCUGAAACCGGGUGGAUUAGUUGUGUUCCGAGAUUAUGGCCUCUAUGACCUAGCACAACUAAGGUUCAAAAAAGGAAGGUGUAUAUCCAACAACUUUUAUGCACGAGGUGACAAAACCAGAGUAUAUUUUUUUACACAAGAAGAAAUAAAUAAACUCUUCACGGGUGAAGGAUUCAUAGAGGAGCAGAACCUCGUUGAUAGAAGGCUACAAGUAAAUAGAGGAAAGAUGUUGACAAUGUACAGAGUUUGGAUACAAGCAAAAUAUAGAAAGCCGGUUUAAAAUAAAACUAUUUUCUAAAAAU